Messenger RNA from Clupea harengus (Atlantic herring), 2917 nucleotides. RefSeq names its product lysine demethylase 1a (gene kdm1a). Gene Ontology annotation, molecular function: transcription factor binding; chromatin binding; oxidoreductase activity. Gene Ontology annotation, cellular component: nucleus. NCBI's taxonomy places the organism in Eukaryota, Metazoa, Chordata, Actinopteri, Clupeiformes, Clupeidae. Gene Ontology annotation, biological process: chromatin remodeling; regulation of DNA-templated transcription. The record is from RefSeq and is a predicted model, not a curated record.
AAAAAGCUUGUAAAAUAUUAAGUCGCUCUGUGUAGAAACCGUGUGUGUGUGUUUGUACGUGAAGCAUAUAUUGUAUUGUUUGCUGGGGAAUUUGUUAUCUAAAUAGCAAUGUAUAGCUAGCUAACAGUUAGCCAGUCCACAACAAAGCAUGCCGGGGAGCUUUGCAUCUCUAGCUAGCUAUCGACCGCGGUCCACCACACAGCAUUUGUUUGCUAAUGGUAGCUAGUGAUUGAAUGGAUAUUACCAGGUGCACGGACAAAUGGGAGAGGCCUGCAUCGUCCUCCAUGAUGCUGUCCAGUAAGAAGUCUGACCCAGGCUCUUCUGCAUCUGCCUCCAACAUGGCAGCGGGAGGCGAGGGCGCCUCAGAGGCCCAGGGGGUCGCCCAGACAGGAGCCACUGCCUCCUCCACACCGGGCAUCUCAGACGUGAAGAAGAAGGAGCGGGCAUCACCCAGUGGGGAGCCUGGCGGGCCCCCGAUGCCUCAUCCAGCCGGAGCUGGGAACCAGGACCAGGAGGCCAGGAGGACCAGCCGCCGCAAGAAAGCGAAACAGGUGGAAUAUCGCGAGAUGGACGAGAGCCUGGCCAACCUCUCCGAGGACGAGUAUUACUCGGAGGAGGAGAGGAACGCCAAGGCAGAAAAGGAGCGCAAACAGGUCAUCCCGCCCCCCGCUCCGCCCGUGGAGGAGGAGAACGACAGUGAGCCAGAGGAGCCAUCAGGUUUGGAGGGCGCGGCCUUCCAGAGCCGCCUCCCCCAUGACCGCAUGACCUCCCAGGAGGCCGCUUGCUUCCCAGACAUCAUCAGCGGGCCGCAGCAGACACAGAAGGUCUUCCUCUACAUCCGCAACCGCACGCUCCAGCUGUGGCUGGAUAACCCCAAAAUCCAGCUGACCUUCGAGGCCACCGCUCAGCAGCUGGAAGCUCCCUACAACAGUGACACCGUCCUAGUCCACAGGAUACACAGUUACCUGGAACGGCAAGGUCUUAUCAACUUUGGCAUCUACAAGCGAGUAAAGCCCUUGCCAACUAAGAAGACAGGCAAGGUGAUCAUCAUCGGUGGAGGGGUGUCAGGACUGGCCGCUGCCCGCCAGCUGCAGAGCUUCGGCAUGGACGUGACUGUGCUUGAGUCCAGGGACCGUGUUGGCGGGAGAGUAGCCACGUUCCGUAAGGGGAACUAUGUGGCUGACCUCGGUGCCAUGGUGGUGACUGGGCUGGGUGGAAACCCCAUGGCUGUGGUCAGCAAGCAGGUCAACAUGGAGCUGGCCAAGAUCAAACAGAAGUGCCCACUCUACGAGGCUAAUGGCCAAGCUGGGGAACGCUGCACCAGUGUGCCCAAGGAGAAGGAUGAGAUGGUGGAGCAGGAGUUUAACAGGCUGCUGGAGGCCACCUCCUUCCUCAGCCACCAGCUGGACUUUAAUUUCCUCAACAACAAGCCUGUAUCUCUGGGCCAGGCCCUGGAGGUGGUCAUUCAGUUACAAGAGAAACAUGUGAAGGAUGAACAGAUUGAACACUGGAAAAAAAUCGUGAAGACUCAAGAAGAACUCAAGGAGCUGCUCAACAAGAUGUCUGCCACUAAGGAGCGUGUGAAGGAGCUCCACCAGCAGUAUAAGGAGGCCAGCGAGGUGAAGCCUCCCAGAGAUAUCACCGCUGAGUUCCUGGUCAAGAGUAAACACCGAGAUCUCACCGCCCUCUGCAAGGAGUAUGACGAGCUAGCAGAGAUGCAGGGGAAACUGGAGGAGAGACUUCAGGAGCUGGAGGCCAACCCCCCAAGUGACGUGUACCUGUCAUCUCGAGACCGGCAGAUCCUGGACUGGCACUUCGCCAACCUGGAGUUUGCCAAUGCCACACCCCUCUCCACCCUGUCGCUCAAACACUGGGACCAGGAUGAUGACUUUGAGUUUACGGGGAGUCACCUGACGGUGCGUAACGGUUACUCGUGUGUCCCCGUGGCUCUGGCUGAAGGCCUGGACAUCAAACUCAACACAGCAGUGCGACAGGUCCGCUACACCGCCUCUGGUUGUGAGGUGAUAGCAGUGAACACGCGCUCCACCACUCAGACUUUCAUCUACAAGUGUGACGCGGUGUUGUGCACGCUCCCGCUGGGAGUCCUAAAGCAGCAGCCGCCCGCCGUGCAGUUUGUGCCACCGCUGCCUGAGUGGAAGACUGCCGCCAUCCAGAGGAUGGGCUUCGGCAACCUUAACAAGGUGGUGCUGUGCUUUGACCGGGUGUUCUGGGACCCCAGCGUGAACCUCUUUGGCCACGUGGGAAGCACCACAGCCAGCCGAGGAGAGCUCUUCCUCUUCUGGAACCUCUACAAAGCUCCCAUCCUUUUGGCGCUGAUGGCGGGUGAGGCGGCGGGAAUCAUGGAGAACAUCAGCGAUGAUGUGAUCGUGGGCCGUUGCCUCGCCAUCCUCAAGGGCAUCUUCGGCAGCAGCGCCGUCCCUCAGCCUAAAGAGACGGUGGUGACACGCUGGCGUGCUGACCCCUGGGCUCGCGGCUCCUACUCGUACGUGGCGGCCGGUUCCUCUGGCAACGAUUAUGACCUCAUGGCCCAGCCAAUCACACCUGGCCCCGCCAUCCCAGGAGCUUCACAGCCGGUUCCGCGUCUCUUCUUUGCGGGCGAGCACACCAUCAGGAACUACCCGGCCACGGUGCACGGCGCCCUGCUGAGUGGCCUACGAGAGGCCGGCCGCAUCGCUGACCAGUUCCUGGGCGCCAUGUACACCAUGCCCCGGCAGGCCACGCCCACUACCAACCCACAGCCCGCCUCCAGCAUCUAAACCACUCCCACUAACCACGUCAGGAUGUCCUAAUUGGACACCAUUGAGAUUCAUGAAGAAUGGGGGGAGGUGUGUGUGUGUGUGUGUGUGUGUGUGUGUGUGUGUGUGUGUGUGUGUGUGUGUGUGUGUGUGUGUGUGUG